CGCUGAUCAUAUAGUGAUUGCCGAAAUGAAAGUGAAAACUUUUCUUUGACUUGAAAAUUACAACAUGAUUCAGCUGAAGCAAAUCUUUCGGAAUAUUCGGAAAAUAUGAAACAUGAACAUUUUCGCCAUCCUCUGUUUUAUUUUACAUACAGGUGUGCAGGGAUUCCUACAGGAGCAAUGGUUGCCCUGUCGACUGUGGGAUGUGCAUGUAUGGAAAAAAAACGAUGGACAAACAGAAAGUAAAUACGUUCAAAAAGACGUUGUGUUGCAGUUUGCCAGCUCUGGGGACAGCGCCCUCUACCCUGACUCAAUCACUUUCCUUGUUGGAGCAUCUAAGGUCGACAUGAGGAAGUAUGUGGAAGGUCCGGUGGAUCAGCUGAGGUGUGAAAUCCACAGAUACAGCAAAGGGAUGAGUCGUGUUCGCUGGCCCAGCCUGGGAGGGACGGAGCAUGACAUCUGGUUCACCUGUACACUGCGUCACAUCGCGGGCCUCUUUAACAUCACCUCCUACCUCAGAGUCACUCCAGCCACCACCAUGUCUCCCCACCAGCCAGACUUCCACAGCUGGGUCACACUGGCGGGCAAAGACAAGCUAAGAGCCUCAGCUGUGAUGGUGCUCAUGACCCGCUCUCCAUCCGUGUGGGUGGGCCUGCAGGAGAAGCAGACCCUGCACUGUAAGUUUGCCGUGGACCACGAGGUAUCUGACCUUACAGUGGAGUGGCAUCUAGACCCAUUCCGCGGGCGCCGGACCAGGCUAUUCCGCUACUCCAGACGCUCUGGCCAGACUGAGGGCAGUGGGGUGGCAGUGAAUGGCAUUGCCAGGGGGACCGCCUCGCUGACUGUGCCCCUCACUGGGAGGAGCAGUGAAGGGACGUACUGGUGUUCGGUCCAAGUACCCCCACUCAUUGGGAGUUUGGCCAUUGGUUUGCACAUCAUGGUGCCUCCCAGUGUUUCCAUGACCAUAGAGCAGAGCCUGAUCCCCAGGGUGGUGUGUAAGGCCGACCGCUAUUAUCCCAUGGAACCCCAGGAUGUGGAUAUUGAACUUUUCAAGGAGACCGGUAAUGGUGAACGUCCUAAGAAACUGGAGAACGUCACUCACUUGAGUCACAUCACUCACCCUGACGACGGUACCAUCACUCUGUCAGCUUAUGUCUUGCUGCGGCCCUCCCCUCUUGAGUCGGGGUGUGGAAUAUAUUCCUGUAGAGUGAAACACGUCUCCCUGCAAGGCCUGUACAUCCACAAGACAAUUACUGAGACAGGUUGCUUUACUUGGAUUCACCUGACUUCACCUGGAUUGAUGUGCCUUUUUGCUGUGAUAAUAAUGUUCAUAGCAAUGGCAACACGGCGUUCUGUUUGCAAGUCACGAACACGAUGAAAGUGAAAUAAGAUGACUCCAUACCCCCUCCACACUUUUGCAGCUCAGUUCCUCAUUUGGACAUUUUGGUGUGUAGUAUUGUGUUAUUGCUAUUUUUUUAAUAUUUUAUUAUUUGAAUAGUUAGUACACUUUCAGUGGUCUCGGGUUUAAAAAAAAUUAUAUACUUAGUGGUGUGUGUUAUUCUGGGAAUUCAACUUGUAAGAAUGAGAAAUUCAUGUUUUUUAUUUUUGUAAGAAUGAGCAAUUCAUCUCUUUUUGUAAAAUAAAUACAUCUUCAAUCAACACAUGCAGCUAUAAAAACACAGAGCUUACAGACUGCAGUAGGUUGUCUUAUACUUUUUAAUUGAAUAAAAAUAUUUGUAUUA
Molecule: messenger RNA, 1739 nt
Organism: Esox lucius (northern pike)
Lineage: Eukaryota; Metazoa; Chordata; Actinopteri; Esociformes; Esocidae
Product: tapasin-related protein-like
Exons: 7
Coding region: 113-1375 (420 amino acids)
Source: RefSeq, a predicted model, not a curated record